Messenger RNA from Cucurbitaria berberidis CBS 394.84, 2248 nucleotides. RefSeq names its product phosphoesteras-like protein. The transcript is spliced from 3 exons. NCBI's taxonomy places the organism in Eukaryota, Fungi, Ascomycota, Dothideomycetes, Pleosporales, Cucurbitariaceae. Gene Ontology annotation, molecular function: phosphoprotein phosphatase activity. Gene Ontology annotation, cellular component: cytoplasm. Bases 245 to 1897 code for a protein of 550 amino acids. The record is from RefSeq and is a predicted model, not a curated record.
UGGAACCCCAUGAUCCCUGCAACGCCUCUGACGAUCCGGGCGAGAUCCCAGGGUUCGGGAGCCAAGAACAGCGUGAACAAGUACGCUUCCACGACACAUGCGCCUCCAACAGUAUCCACAGUCUUCCUACUCGCACAAACCAUCUCUUGUCAUGGAGACGGCUUCGAGCUAUUGCGACCAAAUCCCAUCGUAAACGUUGUUGUGGCUUCAUGCCCCAUCUCGCGCACUCGUGUAGGCCUCCAUCAUGACGCGCCGAAUAGUCCGAACCGGCUUUCAGCUUGCAGUCCUCACCACUGUCGCCUUCGUACUCGUAUUCUUUCUCGACAACCGCUACCGAGUCCUCCCCCAGUCUGUCCACAACCACCUGCCACUCCACCAUGAAGGCCUCGUCAUCACCGACCUGACCAUACAAACAUGCUCAACCCUCAACCCGUUGUCUAAAUGUAUGCUGGACCAGAAGAAAUGGCAUCGUGUAGAGAAAGAUCUGUAUCUGGGCACCGGUUGGGUUUCGAAAGCAUAUGUGCAUAUCAAGCGCAAGCGAGAAGAGGAGCUCACCAACCAAGACAAAGUUGUCGUCGAUGUCCGGACCGGCAAACUCGACCCGGCCAUGGGAGAAAAGGCACAAGCGUCAGAGAAGUGGGAGUCUCGCCCAGCAGGCGUUUGGAUAAAGCGUUCGCUACAGCGUCACGCGAGCGACUCGAAGAAAGCUGUAACGGCUGUGGAUAUCUUGUUCGGUGCAGAUGCGGUAGAGCCGCGCCCGGGGUGGGAGUUGGUCCGGAAUGGAGCUCUCCACUUGGACGCGGGAAAGGAAAGCAAACACCCGCGUCUCAGCGUGCGGAGAGGCUCGCCAGCCAAGCUCGAGAAGCCCGUACCCAAGAUCAGGAAGGACGGCAGAUUCAAGAUUAUGCAGAUCUCAGACCUACAUCUGAGCACUGGUCUAGGCCUGUGCAGAGACCCGGAACCCAAGGGCGCGAAUGGCGGACACUGUGACGCAGACCCCAGGACUUUGGAAUUCGUUGAGCGCGUGCUAGACGAAGAGAAGCCGGAUCUCGUCGUCUUAUCUGGCGAUCAGGUCAACGGCGGGACUGCGCCUGAUGUCCAAAGUGCUCUUUUCAAGAUCAUCGGGCCGCUUGCAGAGCGCAAGAUACCGUAUGCAGCCAUAUUUGGCAAUCACGACGAUGAAAGCACCCUCUCCCGUCAUGCACAAAUGGGCCUUUACGAAUCCCUACCCUACUCGCUCAGUGAAGCCGGCUCUAACACGAUCGACGGCGUCGGCAACUACUUUGUCGAGAUCCAGGCUCACAACAACAAACACUCCGCAUUAACGUUAUACUUUCUUGACACUCACUCCUAUUCACCAGAUGAGGCUCACUAUAGGGGCUAUGACUGGCUCAAGCCAAACCAGAUCAAUUGGUUCAAGACGACUGCAGAAAGUUUGAAGGAUGCACACAGCCACUACGCGCUCAAACACCUUAAUAUGGCCUUCAUCCACAUUCCACUCCCUGAGUAUGGCGAUCCGCUGAAUGAAAGGCUCGGAAACUGGACAGAGCCUAUUACCGCACCGCUCUUCAACACUCAUUUCAAAGAUGCUCUCGUCGAAUACGACGUCAAGACUGUCUCCUGUGGACAUGAUCAUGUCAAUGACUAUUGCGCACUAUCGAAAGAAAAUGCAACUGGCGAACCUGAAAUCUGGAUGUGCUACGCAGGCGGAAGCGGAUUCGGGGGCUAUGGCGGAUACAACAACUACCACCGCCGGUUGCGCGUCUUCGAAAUUGACACAAACCAAGCUAGGAUAUCAACGUGGAAGAGAUUGGAAUAUGGGGACAUUGGGACGAGACUCGAUGAGCAGAUCGUCGUGGAUUCGGGAAGAGUCAUUCCACUAUCAAACGAGAAUUAGGCUGAACAGCAGUUGUUAUGGCGAAACGCAACAAACUAUUUUCACAGUAAGGCGUCAGGGCGCAGUAUUUCUAACUAGCAAAAAGUACGAGCCUUGGUACUAGUGUUUGGGUCAGAUGUAUCACCUAUCUGGUAUGGUAUGGUUUGGUACGUGCAUGAUUAUUCAAUAAUACAUCUACGCUUCUUACCCCUUCUCUAAACCCCGCCUUGUGGAGACACCGUUUCGUAUGACAAGUUAUGGUGGUUUACUAGCUGUCGUUUACCAGGGACCCAGGCCUAGUGCUGUUGAGGUAAGCUUUUCCUUUCUAGGUUCUUUGAAGCUUGAUAUGCUGUGGACAGGGGUCACUCAUUC